AUGUUUGACUCUGGUUACAAGUCACAGUAUAUUGGAGGCCAGAAGGAGAAGUUUGUAAGGUUGGAUGAUCUGGAUUCCAAUUUGUCUAUGUCAUCUGGUUCAAGUGGGAUGAAGAAAUUAAGAUUUAACUUAGAUUCUUUGCCUCUGCCUCUUCCUGGUCGUGGAAGAAAAAAAGCAUCGAAAUCCUUUAGGCUAGGAGUCAAGAAGGGUUCAGAUGGACUCAAGACAUUUGGAAGAUCACUCAAAAGUGGAGUCACUUUUGCAGUAUUCCCAGAAGAUCUUAAAGUCUCAGAGAAAAAAGUAUUUGAUCCUCAAGAUAAGAACCUUCUCUAUUGGAACAAGUUUUUCGAGAUUCUAUGCAUUUUUUCUGUAGCUUGUGAUCCAUUCUUCUUCUAUCUUCCUUAUUUCAACCACAAAUCAUUUUGUCUCGCCAUAGACAACAAGCUAGCACGUUUUGCCGUUACAUUAAGAACAAUAUGUGAUGUCGUUUAUCUUCUCCGCAUAAGUUUUCAAUUCCGCACUGCUUAUAUUGCACCUUCAUCUCGAGUAUUUGGACGAGGUGAACUUGUCAUUGAUCCUGCACAAAUUGCCAAGAGAUAUUUACAACGUUACUUCAUUGUUGACUUCAUUUCUGUGCUGCCUAUGCCACAGAUUAUAGUGUGGAAAUAUCUUUACAGAACAGGACGUGUAGAGGUAUUGGCCACAAAAACGGCACUGUUGAGAAUUGUCAUCUUGCAAUAUUUUCCAAGAUUUCUACGCUUUAUACCUUUAGCUUCAGAAGUUAAAAAAACAGCUGGUGUUUUCUCUGAAAACGCAUUGCUCGGUGCCAUGUACUAUUUGAUCUGGUAUAUGCUUGCUAGUCAUAUAACUGGCUCUGUCUGGUAUUUGUUAGCCAUCGAACGAAAUGACACAUGCUGGAAGAAUGCUUGUAAAGAAGUGGAUGGAUGCAAUACACAUUUCUUGUAUUGUGGGAGUUCCAACAAGCAUCUGACAGGGUAUGAAAGUUGGAGAAAUGUCAGCGAAACUGUUCUUAAAAGUCGCUGCUUUGUUGAGGAUGAUACCUCAGCAUUCAAUUAUGGAAUCUUCUCUCAAGCUAUACAGUCUGAUAUUGUGGCUUCCAUUGAAGUCUUUCCUAAAUUCUGUUACUGUUUAUGGUGGGGGCUUCAAAAUUUGAGUACACUUGGUCAGGGGCUUCUAACCAGUACCUACCCUGGAGAGGUUAUGUUUUCCAUAGUAAUAGCUAUUUCGGGGCUUGUCCUUUUCGCUCUUCUGAUUGGAAACAUGCAGACCUAUCUUCAAUCAAUGUCAGUUCGUCUCGAGGAAAUGAGGAUCAAAAGACGUGACUCUGAGCAGUGGAUGCACCAUCGUUUGCUUCCUCCAGAGCUAAGGGAAAGGGUGAGACGCUAUGACCAAUACAAGUGGCUGAACACUCGAGGAGUAGAUGAAGAGAGUUUGGUUCAAAGUCUACCAAAAGAUCUAAGGAGAGAUAUCAAACGGCAUCUUUGUUUGAAUUUGGUUAGAAGGGUUCCUCUCUUUGCUAACAUGGAUGAACGGUUGCUUGAUGCUAUAUGUGAGCGAUUGAAGCCUAGUUUGUAUACAGAAGCCACUUACAUAGUUAGAGAAGGGGACCCAGUUAAUGAGAUGCUCUUCAUCAUUCGUGGUCGUCUAGAGAGUGUUACUACAGAUGGAGGAAGAAGUGGAUUUUUCAACAGAGGUCUUCUGAAAGAAAAUGACUUCUGUGGAGAAGAGCUACUAACAUGGGCAUUGGACCCCAAAUCUGCCGCUAACUUGCCAUCAUCAACAAGGACAGUGAAGGCUAUAAAUGAGGUUGAGGCAUUUGCAUUGGAAGCAGAGGAGUUGAAGUUUGUAGCUUCCCAGUUUAGGCACAUUCACAGUAGACAGGUUCAGCACACUUUCCGUUUCUACUCACAGCAGUGGAGAACGUGGGCUGCAAUAUACAUCCAAGCUGCAUGGAGGCGGCAUUGCAGGAGAAAGAUUGCAGAGCAACGCCGGAAGGAGGAAGAAGAAUUUUAUGAUUCUGAUUGUGAAGGAAGUGAUGAUUCUGCAAGGGCCUUGGUCACGCGUAAUGCAUCUUCUUCUUCUUCUUCAAGGUUCGGACUUAGUGCAACCGUCUAUGCUUCUCGCUUUGCCGCCAGUGCCCUCCGUGGUCAUAGGCUUCGCGGUUCAAGUUCCAGGGAGCUGGUCAAACUCCAAAAGCCCCCAGAACCUGACUUCAGUGAUCUAGAUGAAAAUUGAUCCUCCUCCUCUUUCUGUUAAAAUGCA
Molecule: messenger RNA, 2283 nt
Organism: Abrus precatorius (Indian licorice)
Lineage: Eukaryota; Viridiplantae; Streptophyta; Magnoliopsida; Fabales; Fabaceae
Product: putative cyclic nucleotide-gated ion channel 8
Exons: 7
Coding region: 1-2256 (751 amino acids)
Biological process (GO): transmembrane transport; monoatomic ion transport
Cellular component (GO): membrane
Molecular function (GO): monoatomic ion channel activity; protein binding
Source: RefSeq, a predicted model, not a curated record